GUAUAUUUCUCUCGUUUUUGAGGAAGCACAGUCGAAACAGAGAGAGAGCGAAGGAGAGUGAGAGAGGAAGGAUAUCUACGUCUUGGAUAGCUCUGCCGUGUACCAAUUACGAAACACCCAAUCUACUAUCUUCGGGAAGCCUCUAUCAGCCAUGUAUCGGAAGUGUUCUUAUUCGAUGGUGUUUUCAUUCUGAGACUGGCGCGAGAGAGGAAAGCUAAUCCGAGAGAGAGGAAGAAGAGGAGAUUGGGUUGUUGGAAUCGAAAGCAGAAGAGAAAGAGUGAGGCCGAUCCGAGAGAGAGGAAGAGCAGGAGACGGGAAGAGAAGAAAAGAAAAGAAGAAGAACAAGAAGAGGAAGAAGAAAAGGAAGAAGAAGAGGGAAAUCGAGUAAAUUGAUCAUCCCAGGGAUUUCCAUAAGCAUAUCAAGAGGCAGCUAAUACAGUUCGAGAAGAAUCUUAGAACUUAGAAAAGAGCACAUCAGUUGAUAGCAGAAAAGUUUGGACAAGAGAACAUUGCAACUUUUUUGUGCCGCAGCAUCGCGCGGCUGGGUUUUCUAGUACAUACAUCUAAGGACAGGUUCGUUUUCUCUCAUUUAUGGGGUGCCAUCCGUCUUUAGUAAGUCCAAUGUGUAGAUUUCGUUCGUGGUUUCUAGAGAAAGCACAGUUGAAACAGAGAGAGAGAGUGGUGAUUCCGUUUUGCUGUGAGGAGGAAGAAGAUCUGCGUCUUGGAUAGGGGUAUUGUUCAGUUUUGCUGUGAGAAGGAAGAGGAUCUGCAUUUUGGAUAACUCUGUCGGGGGUAUUGUAUGUGCUUCAUUUUAUUUCAGUGAUUGAUUGGAGGAGGUUCAAGGUUCUAUGCAACGCAGUACUUGGAUUGUUGUUUUGCCGCUGUCCCUGGUUUUGUUGGUUGGUGUUCAUUUAUGUAGACAAUAGAAGCACUGAAAUCUAUCUAUAAAAUCAGCAUUCUCAAUUUUGAUAGUGCUCCACAAACUUCAAGCAGAUAUAGCGUUAUACUAUGAUUGAUGUCUUCAAACAUUGUUGUGUGCUUAGCUUUGCUGAUUGAAGAAGAUAAAUGGGAAAAUGAGCUCUCCUUCAGCUUCACAAGCCAAAUAAUUGAUCCUGCCAUUUCAGAAUCAUCCAGAGGGAGAGAGAGAGCUUCAGACAGAGUCCCAGAACGAUCCAGAAAUAGAGAGAGAGAUAGAGGUUUAGAUUGAGAGUGCGAUCUGAUCCGUCAUCGUUGCAGGCAGAAAGAGAGAGGCAUAGAGGAUUGUUCAUCUAAUUAGUGUACUUAUUAUUAGAGACGAAAGCGAUUGUUCAUCUUUGUGAGACUUGGCCAGAAGGAGAGGGAGGGAGAACUGAUUCGGGAUACUGGGAAACAGGGAAUCCAUAUCGUAGGAAUCUAUCAGGGAAUCCAUAUCGUAGAAAGAGGCGAGACGAAAGAAAGGGAGGAGAGAACGGGGAAGAAAGAAGAGAAGGAGAAGAGACAGACCGAAAGCUAUUGACAACACAAGUGGAAGUAUUUUUAAAUUUCUGGGAGGGAUAUAGGACUUGGGAGAUCAGAGUGGAGAAGAGAACCUUUGUUUAUUGGGCAGGUAGAGGGAAGAGUACCUAUAAAAGGGAAGGUUCCAGGCUUUGUAAAGGUGUGUUUGUGUAAGCAAACGGCCAAGCCAGGAAGUUGAUGAAACCUGGCCAAAUAUACAGGGACUCACAGUGACUUUCAGGCGCUUUUUGUUUUGGCGGGACGAUGAAUUUAUUUAGAAUAUCUAGUCAACAUGUACAACAUGUACCGGCUGCUGCUGUUGUUUAUGAACCACCUCCGGAGGCGCAGCUUCCCCUGAAACCAGCAGGACCAACUUUGGAGGGUUUAAUUGCUGAAGAUUCAUAUCCACAGUAUGCUGCAAUUGCUGAUCACGUUGGAGAAAAUGAAUCCGGAGUUGAACAUGGCACUGGUGCAAAGAACGACUCAUCUGUUAUAGCAAAGCAUCAUGACGUUUCGGAUGAGGAAGGAUGGAUUGCGAUUCCAUACAAAGAACUCCCCGAUAAUUGGAAUGAUGCACAAGAGAUACAAUCAUUACGCUCUAUGGACCGCUCCUUUGUUUUUCCUGGUGAACAUGUUCAUAUCCUUGCCUUGCUGUCAGCAUGUAAGCAGGAUACAGAAAUUAUUACUCCUUUUAAAUUAGCUGCAGCUAUGAAUAAAAAUGGUUUAAAGCAAAGCCCAACGAAGCAAAAUGGGAAUGUGGAAGAUGAAAAUGAUACAUUGUCAAGAAAAGGAGAAAGUAGUCUUGAUAGUCAAGGUACAGAUCAAAUUGGUGAAACCCUGUCAAAAGAGAAGGCUGAUCCACAAAAGGAUGUUUCUGCUAGUGAAUCCCUUCUUCGAAUGGAGGAUCACAAAAGACAAACUGAAAUAUUAUUGCAAAGAUUUGAGAGGUCUCAUUUUUUUGUUAGGAUUGCGGAGUCGGGUGAGUCCCUUUGGUCAAAAAAGGGUUCUUCUGAGAAGUCUUCAGAAUCUUCUGAGAUGGAUGGUCUAGAGGACACGUUAAAUGGAACCCAGAAAAGUGCAUUGCCUCAACUCAAUGCCAUUGUUGAUAAAGGAAAUUUUGAUCCCAAAGUCUCUGGUGGUGUAGCAAGAAAUAAUGUCAAGUGUUGCUCUCUUUCUAAUGGAGACAUAGUGGUUCUUUUACAGGUGAAUGUUGGUGUAGAUUUUUUGAAUGACCCUGUUAUUGAGAUUCUUCAGUUUGAGAAGUACCGUGAGAGAAGUCUGUCUACAGAGGCUCAGGAGAACUUGGUUUAUGCAAAUCCGGACCCAUGUGGAGAGUUGUUAAAAUGGCUGCUUCCUUUGGAUAACGUACUUCCUCCUCCAGCUCGUCCUUUAUCUCCUCCUUUAACUUCUAAUUCAGGAAUUGGUGCCACACAUCAAAAGCCCACAUCCGGUUCUCAGAUUUUCUCCCAUUUUAGAAGUUACUCCAUGUCAUCACUACCACAAAAUACUACACAACCACCUGCACCUAUUACAGUCGCCAGUUCUAAGCCAAGCUUUGAUCGUGAAGACUGGGAUCAGUUUUCAUCUCUGAAGCUCUUGAAGAGUCAAAAAGAUGGUUACGACGGGCUUUUAUCUUUUCGAGGUGUGUCAUUGGAGCGCGAAAGGUUUUCUGUUCGUUGUGGAUUGGAAGGCAUCUAUACACCAGGAAGAAGAUGGAGGAGAAAACUUGAAAUCAUACAACCUGUAGAAAUUCAUUCUUUUGCUGCGGACUGCAAUACAGAUGACCUUCUCUGUGUCCAGAUAAAGAAUGUUUCUCCAGCACAUGCACCCAAUAUUGUGGUGUAUGUAGAUGCUAUAACGAUUGUCUUUGAGGAGGCUUCAAAAGGUGGACAGUCUGUAUCGUUACCAAUUGUAUGUGUGGAAGCAGGCAGUGACCAUAGCAUACCAAAUUUGGCACUCAGGAGAGGUGAAGAGCAUUCUUUUAUUCUUAAACCAGCAACAACCCUGUGGAAGAAUUUCAAGACUGGUGGUGAUAGAAGCACUCAACAAUCACUAGCACAGGCUGGAAAUGCAGCAUCAAGUUCACAUCUAGCAUUGAAGACUGCUGAAGGAAAAAGGGCUGCUUCAACCGCUGACCAGUAUGCAAUUAUGGUAUCCUGUCGGUGCAACUACACGGAGUCAAGAUUGUUUUUUAAACAGCCAACAAGUUGGCGACCGCGUAUGUCAAGGGAUCUUAUGAUAUCUGUUGCGUCUGAAAUGUCUGGACAAUCUAGUGCACCAAAUGCUGGAGUCUCCCAACUUCCUGUUCAGGUCUUAACUCUUCAGGCUUCAAACUUAACAACUGAAGAUCUAUCUCUGACGGUUCUUGCCCCGGCUUCAUUUACUUUGCCACCUUCAGUCGUAUCCUUGAAUUCUUCACCUUCUUCUCCAAUGAGUCCAUUUGUUGGUUUUCCUGGGUUUACAGGAAGAACAACUGCCGAGAGACAUAACUCUACAAUGCAGAGGCUGAACUCAGCACCCUCUAUAUUGACAAAUCAGAAACAAGCUUCUUCUAAAGAACAAGCUUCUCCAGUAUCUGAUAUUGUUCCUACUGCUGGUUUAGGUUGUACACAUUUGUGGCUUCAGAGUAGAGUUCCACUAGGAUGUGUUCCCUCCCAAUCUACGGCCACCAUCAAGCUGGAGCUACUUCCAUUGACUGAUGGCAUAAUUACGCUGGACACUCUUCAGAUUGAUGUCAAGGAAAAAGGUUGUACUUACAUACCUGAGCACUCGCUGAAGAUUAAUGCCACAUCCAGUAUUUCCUCGGGGAUUCUUUAAGAAACAUCCUGUGCAACAUGCAUUUCAUUCCACAUUCGUAUUGAAGUGUCAACGUCUGUAGUCAUCGAGCAUCAGGCUCUCAACAACAGGCACUGAGGUUUCCCUUGCUUUGUUCAGAUAAAAUUGUCAUGUCAAUUUGUCUUAGAAAACACAACCUCACAGUAUGUGUUGUAAACCGGGAUUUGAGAAUAGGGAUUUUUAUAGCAUACCCCUUAUUGGGAGACUGUAUUCUUUGUAGAUGAAUCUUUACUUGUGUGAAAUGUAUUCGAUUAAUGCAGAAAAGUUAUACACCUGAUCAUUUACUA
Rosa chinensis is the source of this 4595-nucleotide messenger RNA. RefSeq lists its product as uncharacterized. NCBI's taxonomy places the organism in Eukaryota, Viridiplantae, Streptophyta, Magnoliopsida, Rosales, Rosaceae. The record is from RefSeq and is a predicted model, not a curated record. The transcript is spliced from 22 exons. Bases 1738 to 4290 code for a protein of 850 amino acids.